This is a messenger RNA of Bursaphelenchus xylophilus (pine wood nematode), 1703 nucleotides long. NCBI's taxonomy places the organism in Eukaryota, Metazoa, Nematoda, Chromadorea, Rhabditida, Aphelenchoididae. The record is from the annotation of a GenBank genome assembly.
AUGGUGAGCGGCAAGAAAAAGGUCCCAGAGAUCAGUGUCAGUGUGAUCUACACAGAAGCUAAGCCAGACGAAAACGGAUACUUCACUCCGGAAGGGGAAUAUAUAAGAAAACAUGGUCUCAAUUGGAUUAUCACUGGUCUUUUUGUAGUUGGGGAUAUCGCUGGAGGAGGACUGGUUGCUUUGCCAACGGCGAUGAUACAGUCUCGUAAGGGUUUGACGGGAUUAACGUUCCGUUUCAGAGUUCUGGUCUGGCCUAGUAGCAAUGUUUAUCAUGACUUUUGUGACCGGUUACACUUCCUACGUUCUGGGGUUGAGUUGGAUGAUUUUAAUCAAGAAUUGGCCUGAAUACAGAAGUCAUACGAGAAAACCUUACCCAGAAAUUGGAUAUCGGGCAUGUGGUAGGAGAGUUCGGUAGGUUUAUGGACAACUAAUGGAUGACUUCUCACAGGAAUAUUGUCUCGGUAUGUAUCGACAUCACUCAAUUUGGCGUUGCUGUUGUUUAUCUUCUCCUUGCCUCCAAGAAUAUCCACGAUUUUGUUCAGACCUUCUUUGAGACGGACUUUAGUUAUUGUUAUGUCAUUUUGAUCGUGUCUCUGGCCCUUCUUCCAGUCACAUUUCUCAAAUCCCCUCAAGAUUUCUGGGCUGCCGUUGUUUUGGCAAUGUUUACAACAGCGGCGGCUGUAGUCUUGAUCAUUGUUGGAGCUUCUCUUGAUAGUGAAACUUGUGGACCGGAGAUGAGAAUGCCCGAAUUCCGGUUAACUAAUUAUUUCUUGGCUCUGGGCACUAUCAUCUUUUCUUAUGGAGGUCAUGCCGCCUUCCCCACCAUCCAGCAUGACAUGAAGAGACCUGGAGAGUUCACCAAAUCCACCAUCCUCGCUUUUGCUUGUAUGUCCAAUGGAUGGAAUUCUUUUUAUUUCAAUAUGUUUUAGGUACAUUGGGAAUGUAUCUUCCUGUAUGCUUGAUUGCUUACGUCACCUAUGGAGAUUCCCUUCGUGAUUCCAUCAUCAAUAAUAUUCAAACUCAAUGGAUCCAGAGAUUGGUGAACUUGUUGAUUACUGUCCAUUGUAUUCUGACUACCACAAUUGUUAUCAAUCCCUUGAAUCAGGAAGCUGAAGAGAUGUUUGACAUUCCUCAAGGUACUUUUUACUACAUAUUAUAUUAUCGAUACUUCCAGAAUUCUCUUCGAAAAGAGUCAUCGUUCGGACUGGAGUUAUGGCGAUUCUGGUGUUUGCUGCCGAAUCGGUUCCCAAUUUUGGUCCCCUUCUGGACUUGGUUGGUGGAUCUACACUUACCUUGACCUCGAUUCUUCUUCCUUGUGUGUUCUACACUUUCUUGAAGACUGCUGAAGAAGAACAUACUCAAAUAAAUAACCCGAAAGUCCCAAUGAAAAGGGUUUCAUGGAGAAAGUAAGAUAAUUUUCAUUGAUAAUUGCUUCCAGAGCCAUUGAAAAGAAGGAUGCAAACUUCUACAUCUGUUGCUUCAUAAUUUUCUUUGGUAUUCUUAGUGGCCUUGCAGCGACUUUCUCAGCCAUCCAUGGCUUAACGGUCACUCAUUUUGUGGCUCCUUGUUAUAUCCAGCCAUUCUUAAAGCCAAGCGAGAAUGCGAGUACAAGCUCCAUCAAUUGUUGUGGCCAUUUCCAGAAUAUUUCGAGAUUAACUAGUGCACUUACAUGUUCCCAGCCAGAUCUCAAGUUCUAUGGAUGA